Messenger RNA from Pararge aegeria (speckled wood butterfly), 2426 nucleotides. Its product is annotated as myogenesis-regulating glycosidase-like. Gene Ontology annotation, molecular function: hydrolase activity, hydrolyzing O-glycosyl compounds. NCBI's taxonomy places the organism in Eukaryota, Metazoa, Arthropoda, Insecta, Lepidoptera, Nymphalidae. The record is from RefSeq and is a predicted model, not a curated record. Bases 43 to 2046 code for a protein of 667 amino acids. The transcript is spliced from 9 exons. Gene Ontology annotation, biological process: carbohydrate metabolic process.
UACAAUAGCCUUCAGUGGGACAGUGUCUGCCGGCUGAGCAAGAUGUUCGGGACACUUGUGCUAGCUGCGCUAGUCGCGGGCUCGCUAGCGGUCGACGUGGCCUUGGUGAGCGAAGAAGAACUCGGCGUGCGGGUGCAGGACCACACGAGCGGAGGCCUCAACAUAAUUGUGACCAGGAACAACUCCGCAAGCACGCUCAUGUGGAUCGGCCGCUACGCCGGAGUAGCCACGGGCAGCGUGGUGGACGAGGAUCUGUUAGUGUACUUCAGCAACAACGUGAGCGUGCGCAUCAGCAGCCGCCAGAUACAAGUGCCCAAGAGAGGAACUGUCAUCAGCGUCGCGUGGCGCGCGCCGACCAAUGCGCGCCUGAUCGACUGUCUCAACUUAGGUACAAACAACUGGUACGGAGGUCCUCAGCAGAAACGUCAGUUGUGGCCGAUCGAUAACCUCGUGCUCCCGGACUACUCCUACGUCACCAAAGAGGCUGACAACUGCGGUAUUGCGGAGCCCUACUGGCUCGGUUCCGACGGCACAUAUCUGUUCUUCGACAAGAGAGUCCCAUUGUUCGUCGACCAGAACGUCAUACAACAGAGAACGACGUGCUUCGUAGCUGAAGUGAGAGCCCCGUAUUCAUCCAGCAGAAGGGACCGGUUGGAGAUGCCCUACGUAAUCGGGAUUUUCGACAACGUCAGAGAGGCGCAUGAACACGCAGUCGCCACGGUUUUGGGCAAACCAACCGGGUAUCCUGACGAGAAGAUGAUCAGAUCUCCUAUUUGGUCUACGUGGGCCCGCUACAAAAGCGCCAUCAACCACGACGUGGUACUGGAAUUUGCGGACGAAAUCAACCGUUACAAUUUCUCAAACAGUCAGUUCGAACUUGACGACCUUUGGGAGAUAUGCUACGGUUCUUUGACGGUUGAUGUAAACCGUUUCCCGAAUAUGUCGAAUACAGUGAGCGCUUUGAAGUCGAGAGGAUUCCGAGUGACCAUUUGGAUGCAUCCUUUCAUGAAUAAGGGCUGCGAGCCUUGGUACACUGACGCGUUGAAUGACAACUACCUGGUCCUCUCGGAAGAGGGCUCAGAGGUAACGAGCUGGUGGAACGACAACGGUACCACGGCCGCCUACGUGGACUACACAAAGCCCGAAGCCCGCAAGUGGUACAACGACCGGGUACAACUGCUACGGGACCAGUACGGCAUCGACAGCUUCAAGUUCGACGGCGGGGAGACCAGCUGGUCUCCGCAGAUUCCUGUUCUGCAAAGCGACAUUGACGGGCAGCCGUCGGCGAUAACAACGGAAUACGUUAAAAGCGUCGCACAGUUUGGUCCAAUGGUCGAAGUACGGUCCGGAUACGGAACGCAAGACCUGCCGAUCUUCGUGCGCAUGAUCGACAAGGACUCGUACUUCACGUUCGAGAACGGGCUGCCAACUCUCAUCACCACGCUGCUGCAGAUGAACCUCAACGGAUACACGCUGGUGCUGCCCGACAUGAUCGGCGGCAACGGCUACAACAACACCACGCCUUCCAAGGAGCUGUUCAUCCGGUGGCUGCAGGCCAACGUGUUCAUGCCAAGCAUGCAGUUCUCUUACGUGCCGUGGGAUUACGAUGACGAGACGGUGCAGAUCAGCCGUGAGUUAGUAGCGCUCCACGAGCAAUACGCUCCGGACAUCAUCAGGGCCUGCCAGCGAUCCGUGGCGGACGGCUCGCCUGUCAACGCGCCCAUCUGGUGGAUUGCGCCGGAAGAUACCACCGCGCACGCGAUAUGGGAUGAAUUCCUUCUCGGCGAAAAUAUCUUAGCAGCUCCCGUAGUAACUCAGGGCGCGACCAGUCGCGACAUCUACCUUCCCGCUGGUAGGUGGAAGGAAUUAGGCAACUCCUCAUUGAUCCACGAAGGACCGAUCUGGAUCAGAAACUACGCAGCUCCGCUGAACGUGCUCCCUUACUUCAUCAGAGACCUUAGUAGUCCAAAUUCUGCUAGCACUCCUUGUGUAGCUGCUCUCCUGGUAGUUUUAGGAUUGGUAAUUAACAUUUUAAUUAAAAACUAGAUAAUAAUAUUAAUACUAAACAAAAAGUUUUGUGUUGUGUCCCGUCGUGACAACGUUCCAUGCAACUGGGUCUAAAUAUCGACAAAUCCAAAAUAUUAUCACGGUAUGUACCCGUUGAACUAUAUUUAAGAAAAGUUUUGUGUAUUUUUGAAAAAUGAAUAAAAUGUAACUACAAAAUUCCCAUUUCCCAUCUGUAGCUCGAUUUGGGUCGUGCUAUUUUAAUUAUUAGGUUAGAAGCCAAUUAUUAUUCAUUUCCUAAAUAUGCCUUAUUUUUUAUUUCAUUAAUUUAUUUUAGGAUUCAUUAAAUUAGUACGUAUUAGACCUAUUGUAAAAAGUCACUCAUAAAUAUUUAUAUUUGAAAAAUAUAAUAUUACAACUCU